Scomber japonicus (chub mackerel) is the source of this 1417-nucleotide messenger RNA. RefSeq names its product histone-lysine N-methyltransferase SETDB1-B-like. The transcript has 7 exons. Gene Ontology annotation, molecular function: histone H3K9 methyltransferase activity. Gene Ontology annotation, biological process: heterochromatin organization; negative regulation of gene expression. Bases 9 to 941 code for a protein of 310 amino acids. Gene Ontology annotation, cellular component: nucleus. Lineage: Eukaryota; Metazoa; Chordata; Actinopteri; Scombriformes; Scombridae. The record is from RefSeq and is a predicted model, not a curated record.
GCACAGCAAUGAAAACACCAAGCAGCGCAAAUACUGAUGCUAAGAGCACAGCAAUGAAAACACCAAGCAGCGCAAAUACUGAUGCUAAGAGCACAGCAAUGAAGACAUCAAACAGCGCAAGUACUGAUGCGAAGAGCACAGCCGUGAAGACACUAAACGGCAAAAGCAGCUCAGGUGAAACAUCAACACCCAAAGGAGGAUCAUCUGUGUGCGUAGUAUCCACUCUUUGCCAAUCCACUGACAAAGACACUAAGACUGUACACAACACACUACACCCUCCUAGUGUGCCACAAGAAGAGAUCACUGUGGGCAUGACUGUCCUGGCCAGGAGGAGGGCCAUCUGCUGGAAAUGGGGGAAAAUCACUGAAAUUGUAGAAAGGGAAGAUAAUGUGGUGAAAUAUAAAGUCAGUUUUGAGGAGAAAGGGAAGGUGCUUGUCUCUGGACAUCACAUUGGUUUUCAGUGCGUGCCAAAGGUGACUCAGCUGUUUGUCGGUAGUCGUGUGGUGGUCAAAUGUCCAGGUGACGAGCCCAAGUUUUGCCCUGGUAUCCUGUCAGAGCUUCCCACCAGGAAAAACCGCAUGAGGUUUCUGGUCUUUCUUGAUGAUCACGCAUCAAUCUAUGUUGGUUUGCCUUUACUUCAUCUGGUGUGCAGGCCAUUGACGGACCCUUUGGACGAUAUUCCGGACAACACACUCAGGGAUUUCAUUAGGGACUAUUUGAAGGCCUGGCCUUACCCGCCCCUGUCCCAGUACAGUGUUGGACGGCCCAUUAAUAUAGAGCUAAAUGGAGUCCUGAAGAAAUGUGAGGUGGUGCAGGUUGAUAGCAGUUUGAUACAGGUUGUUUUUCAGGAGGAUCAACAUAAAGAAUGGAUAUACCGAGGUUCCACGCGCUUGGAACACAUAAUUAGUAUUAAGGAGAAAUUGAAGUUGAAAAAGGAUUAACCGCAAAAGAUGCUUUCUUCAGGCAAUGGAGACCUGGACACCUGUGCAUCUUCUCUGGCUGUGUUGGUUAAGAGCAUACACAUUAUAGUGAUCUUCCACCUGCAGAUAUGGCUGUGUUAUGCAUGUGCUAAAGCGGCCAGAUCAAAGUACAGACAUUUGGCAGGGUCUCAUUAUAACCUGCUGUGAGAGAGUUGGCUCCAGAGAGAAUCCCUUGUGAUCAAACCUGCUCGGCGUGUGACAAGUGACCCACAAUUUCAGACUGUGACCACUAUGCCAAAAUCUCUUCACACACACUCUUUGUUGUUGACAUUCGGUUUAGCAGUGUUCCUGCAGACUGGUGAUGGGACCAUGGAUGGGACUCACUCAAGUAUCUAUCUCAUUGGAGUGGCUGAGAAUUGUCCAUUGUGUUUUAACCUUGAAGUAUUGCACAUAUUUAUUCAUGAGCAUUUGUUGAUGUUGUCUGUAUUUUGAAAUAA